AUGCAAUUCGGCUCUUUCACGGAUAUUCCAGAAGAGCUGCCUCUUGCCGACUCACUGUCCCACGAUGACUUGAUCGGAAUGCUAGUGGGGACGGACCAGACGCCGGGGAAUCCCCCUGUCGCCGAUCACACGAACAUUGGUCUAGACGGCGACGCCGGGGUUAUCCUAGACCACGACCAUUCAGCCUCUCCUGCGGACGGGCCAUCUGCCUCACAAAAUCCCAAUGUAGGACGCGAGUCACGCCGCUUUGGAACCAAAGUGGCCGCUGUUAAUGUAUUGAAAUGCUGGUUCGAUGAACACCACCACAAUCCGUAUCCGUCCAAGGACGAGAAAGCUUCGCUGGCUGCUGAGACUGGCCUAACAGUCGGCCAGGUAACUACCUGGUUUGCUAAUUCUCGACGCCGACGGAAGGACAGAGGUACUCACCGGGCCCCAACCCCCGUGCCUUCCCGGGGACCCAUCGAUAUCAGCCGUCCCUAUGAUGGACCAUCAUCGUUCAUGAGCCCGUUGGAGCGAUGGAGAAACUCGCCUCCAGAGGCCGAGGCUGCUUCAUUCGAUGCAAUCAUGGGUGCUGUUUUUGAUAGCAGCCACACGUCCUACCAAGACGGCAGUUUAUCCCAGCAGUCAACACCCAGCGAUGCUCGAUCAAGUGCGUCGUCCAAUGCUUCUGGAUCCGGUAUCUCAAACAAAUCCGCAUCGUCUGCAUGCAGUCGAGGAUCCCAUAGUUCCAAUGGGUCUUUCACCCGGUUCUACUCAGCCGAAUCAGUAGCCCGCCGCCGACGACGCAGAAAACGCACGGCUGUGUUCCCACAAGGAGCGGAAAAAGAAGUACCAGAACGACGGCCUUACCAAUGCACGUUUUGCACGGACACAUUCCGUACAAAGUACGACUGGACACGCCACGAAAAGACACUGCAUCUGUCACUGGAAAGCUAUACUUGCUCCCCGAAUAGUGCACUUUAUACAGGGACUGACGGUACGUCCCGGUGUGUGUUUUGUGAUCACCCUAAUCCCUCGGAGAGCCACGUCGAGAGCCACAGUUAUAGUAGGUGUCGAGAGAAGCCGGAAGUCCUGCGGACAUUCUACCGCAAAGACCACCUCGUUCAGCAUUUGCGCCUUGUGCAUGGAAUUAAUCAAUUCUUACCUUCGAUGAAUAGUUGGAAGUCACAGGUUGACCGAAUCAACUCACGGUGCGGGCUGUGCGGCGAGAAAUUUGUCUCAUGGAAAGAACGGAAUGAACACAUUGCACAGCACUUUCGGGACGGUGCGCGAAUGAAGGACUGGAGGGGGUCCAGGGGCCUCGACCCGUCUGUAGCUUUGGCUACGGAAAAUUCCAUGCCCCCGUACCUGAUCGGAGAGGAAUCGAUGACGUUGGAUCCAUGGAGCGCGUCUCGUCAAUCCGAGGUUCACCUCAACACUGCAGACAAUAUGUUCAUCGACCCGCGGCUUCCGGCUUCAUCAAACCCGUCAUCAUUUGAAUACUUCACCCUGCAGCUCGCCAACUUUGUUCGAAACGCCCAGAACUCCAAUGAGACGGUUACCGACAGCAUGAUCCAUACAGCGGGCCGCCAUAUCCUGUUUGGCGAUGACGACCCUUGGAAUCAAACGCCAGCUGAUAAUGCAGAGUGGCUCGGCAUGUUUAAGAGGGGAAUGGGCAUUGAGACGGUAGCUGACCCGGCGGAUCCGCAGUCUCCGUCUCAGCUGGGCAGGUGUGAAAGCCUUGACUUGUUUCGGUUGUUCUCCGCUGGUCUAUGCUCCCCGUGGAAUAUUCCAAACCCGGAUACGAGCAUCACAGACGCCACUGUCGCGGAGGACGCAAACGUGGUGUGGUCAUGGCAGCAGCCAGAGGCCCUCGCUGACUUUAGGGAAUACUAUACACAGGUCCUGUCAACGGGCAUUCCGGAUGCGCCGGAGGAUUACUUUUCGUCGGUCCUGUGCGAAUUCAGACAGUAUUACAACGAAAUAGCCCUGCCAGGAAAUAUUGGAAGCCAAGCUGAUGGUAAUCUUGGAUUCCCGAAUCAGACUACCCAUCCGCAUUCCUGA
Aspergillus puulaauensis is the source of this 2043-nucleotide messenger RNA. RefSeq lists its product as uncharacterized. The record is from RefSeq and is a predicted model, not a curated record. NCBI's taxonomy places the organism in Eukaryota, Fungi, Ascomycota, Eurotiomycetes, Eurotiales, Aspergillaceae. Bases 1 to 2043 code for a protein of 680 amino acids. Gene Ontology annotation, biological process: regulation of DNA-templated transcription. Gene Ontology annotation, molecular function: DNA binding; DNA-binding transcription factor activity, RNA polymerase II-specific. The transcript has a single exon.